Danio aesculapii is the source of this 5338-nucleotide messenger RNA. RefSeq names its product pbx/knotted 1 homeobox 1.2 (gene pknox1.2). Gene Ontology annotation, molecular function: DNA-binding transcription factor activity, RNA polymerase II-specific; RNA polymerase II cis-regulatory region sequence-specific DNA binding. The record is from RefSeq and is a predicted model, not a curated record. The transcript is spliced from 11 exons. Gene Ontology annotation, biological process: angiogenesis; regulation of transcription by RNA polymerase II. NCBI's taxonomy places the organism in Eukaryota, Metazoa, Chordata, Actinopteri, Cypriniformes, Danionidae. Bases 304 to 1644 code for a protein of 446 amino acids.
GAGCACUGUAUUUCAUAACUCCAUUACCCCCGCACAGAAGUCUCCAGGGGGCGAGCACUUUUCCCCUGCACCGCCGUGUCUCCUCCCACCUCAUCAAUAUUCAUGAGCAAAGUUGCCUGCGUGCCGUUACGCUGUGACGACAUGGAAGAACUGCGGGUCCCGAUUGCUGCAGCCGCUUGUCAUUGUGACGAAGAUUGGCACUAAGUUCGUCCAUGUCAGAGUUUCUAUUGUUGUGUCAGUUAUAGAGGUGUUGAAGAUCAGCUCUUUUAGAAUGCCCCAGCGUCGUCCACGGCAACAGUAACUAUGAUGACAUCCCCAUCGGUGUCCAUGGAGGAUUAUCAAGAGGCUGAACAGAUGCAAGUGGGAGAACCCACGGCAGGACAAGUGGAGGAGAGGCUGGAGGAAGAGGAAGAGGAGGAGGAGGAGAGAGACGAAGAAGAAGAGGAAGAAGAAGACAGCGGCUCCGCUCCGUCUGAGCCACAAACUCCUAUGGAGGUCUACAAGUCGGCCAUUUACAGACACCCGCUGUUCCCCCUGUUGGCGCUGCUCUUUGAGAAAUGCGAGCAGUCCACUCAGAGCUCAGAGUGUGUGACCUCGGCCAGUUUCGAUGUGGAUAUCGAGAACUUUGUGCGAAACCAGGAGAAGGAAGGCAAGGCUUUCUUCAGCGAGGACCCUGAUUUGGACAAUCUGAUGGUGAAGGCCAUCCAAGUGUUACGGAUUCACCUGCUGGAGCUGGAGAAGGUCAAUGACCUGUGCAAAGAUUUCUGCAGCCGCUACAUCGCCUGCCUCAAGACCAAGAUGAACAGCGAGACUCUGCUCAGCGGGGAUCCUGGAAGCCCCUAUUCUCCAUCACCGACACAGCCACAGAACCCGUUUACUGGAGCCAUAAGUCCACAAGGUAUCGUAGUGCCAGCGUCUGCUUUACAACAGGGCAAUGUUACUGUCACAGCUGUCAACCCCACACAGAUGGUAACAGGUGGAACAGUAUAUCAGCCUGUUACAGUAGUCACUCCACAGGGGCAGGUGGUCACACAAACUCUGUCACCUGGAACAGUACGAAUCCAGAACUCCCAGCUUCAGCUGCAGCUCAACCAGGAUCUGAGUUUUUUCAGUCAGGAGGACGGCUCGUCUAAAGCCAAGAGAGGCAUCCUCCCAAAACACGCCACCAACGUCAUGCGUUCAUGGCUUUUCCAGCACAUUGGUCACCCUUAUCCAACAGAAGAUGAGAAGAAGCAGAUCGCCCUGCAGACUAACCUCACACUAUUGCAGGUCAACAACUGGUUUAUUAAUGCCCGGCGACGGAUCCUUCAGCCCAUGUUGGAUGCCAGCUCUUCAGACACACCCAAGAGCAAGAAGAAGACGCCCCAAACGCGGCCUUUACAGCGCUUCUGGCCAAACUCACUCGCCUCUUCUGUGUCCCAGCAGCAAGUCACCAUGGAGGACGGCACCACAGUAACCGUGGGUGUGGGUGAAGACGGCCUGCAGACGCUUUCAUCAGAUGGAGCCACUCUGGCCAUGCAGCAGGUCAUGAUGGGAGGCCACAGUGAGGAUGAUGAUGAUGAAGAUGACGAAGAGGACGAGGACACGGAUCCUUCUCACUCCGACAUGAGCAGACUGGGCCUGGAGACCAGCGACUCGCUGUAGUAGGACUGAACCACACUCACACACACACUCUUACACACUCGUUAGCAUAGAGAGACAACAGAGCACCAAGAAGAAGGAGAUGUUCACACAAACACACACCUCGGCUGCACACGUCCUCCAGCUGUCAAACAGCCUGCUUGGAGAACAGAAAAAAGGGCUUAAAGCCACACACACACACCACAAAACGACCCCCACACACACACAAGUCAAGAAAACAAGACACAAGCACAAGUCUCUCUCACGCAAAGCAUUUCUGACACAGAUUAGCCGAGUGCACUUUUUGUAUGAUACUGUAAACUUAAAGAAAGUGUUCAAAGCACAUUUCAAAAGAGCUAAAAGGAAGGAAAUUGAUUUUAAAAAAAACGUUGUUGAUGCUGGAUGAUUGGGUUGUGUUUAUCCUGAUGGUCUGGGAUAUUUCCACAACGAGAUUUCGUCUCUUGCAUGCCUGUGUUUGCUUUAAUCAGGCACCAGGAAAAAGAAGGAACUAUUUUUAUAGUACACUGUCACAAAUGAUCGGUGCCAAUAUGUUUGUUUUCUCCGUUUGUUUGUUUUUUGCUCUGGUUUGCUAUGUUUUGUAAGGAGUAUUUAUGUAUGAAAAAGACUUUUAACCUGCUCACCCUUCUUUUUUUUUGGACGGGUGCAUUUGGAUUGUGGUAACUACUUAGUACAAAGUACACAAUGAUUUGUAUGCUGAAGGCAGAGUUGCUGACGACGCCUUACGUUUUUACAUUUCGAAUGCCACAAUGUGAGACAGUCUCAUAUCUGUGAAAACUUAUUUCCACCACGAAUGAAAAAAAAUGUAACUAAUUAUUUGUUUUCAAAAUUGCUAGGUUUUAUAUAAAUAUAUAUAAUCACAAUUUGGACUUUUCAAAUUCAAAUUCAAAUAUUUCAGAAUUACAAACUUGUCUCAUAAUUUUUAGUUUGAAUUCUUAGCUUGGCUUGGCCAAUCCUGAGUAUAUCUUGCGCAAUUCUGAGUUUAUCUUGCGCAAUUCUGAGUUUAUCUUGCGCAAUUCGGAGUUUAUCUCUUCCGUAAUUCAAAGUUUAUUGCGAUUUUAAGCAUUGUAGCCAUUCUGAGUUCAUCUUGCACAGUUUUGAGCUUAUUACAAUUCUGAGUUUAUCUUGCGCAAUUCUGAGUUAAAUGUAAUGCUGAGCUUAUCUUGCGCAAUUCUGAGUUAAAUGUAAUGCUGAGCUUAUCUUGUGCAAAUUUAGAUUUUACCUCAUUCGCAAAUCUUGUAUGUAUAAAAUGAUCUCUCACCCAUUUCUGAGUUUAUUGUAAUUCUGAGUUUAUCUUGUGCAAUUCUAAAUUUGUCGUAAUUCUGAGCUUAUCUUGCACAAUUCUACGUUUAUUGUAAUUCUGAGUUUCUUGCGUAAAUUUUGGGUUUAUCUCAUGUGCAAGUUUAAGCUUAUCUCUUACCCAAUCCUGAGUUUAUUGUAAUGCUGAGCUUAUCUUGCACAAUUCAAUUCUGAGUUUAUUGUAAUUCUGAGCUUAUCCAGCGCAAUCCUGAGUUUAUUCUAAUUCUGAGCUUCUUGCGCAGUUUUGAUUUAAUUGUAAUUCUGAGCUUAUCUUGCGCAGUUCUGAGUUUAUUGUAAUUCUGAGCUUAUCUUGCGCGAUCCUUAGGUUAUCUUGCACAAUCCUGAGUUUAUUCUAAUUCUGAGUUUAUCUUGCGCAAUCUGGAGUUUAUUGUAAUUCUGAGAUUAUCUUGCGCAAUCCUGAGUUUAUUGUAAUUCUGAGUUUAUCUUGUGCAAUCCUUAGUUUUUUCUUGCGCAAUUUUGAGUUUAUUGUAAUUCUGAGAUUAUCUUGCGCAAUUCUGAGUUUAUUGUAAUUCUGAGCUUAUCUUGCUCAAUCCUUAGUUUAUUGUAAUUCUGAGUUUAUUUUGCGCAGUCCUGAGUUUAUUGUAAUUCUGAGUUUAUCUAGCGUAAUCCGGAGUUUAUUUUAAUUCUGAGUUUAUUUUGCGCAGUCCUGAGUUUAUUGUAAUGCUGAGCUUAUCUUGCGCAAUCUUUAGUUUAUCUUGCACAAUCCUGAGUUUAUUCUAAUUCUGAGUUUAUAUAGCGCAAUACUGAGUUUAUUGUAAUUCUGAGCUUAUCUUGCGCAAAUUCUGAGUUUAUCUAAUGUGCAGUUCUAAAUUUAUCUUUUACGCAAUCCUAAAUUGUAAUUCUGAGCUAAUCUUGCACAAAUUUUGAGUUUGUCUCAUGCACAAUCCAGAGUUAAUUGUAAUUCUUAUCUUGCACAAUCCUGAGUUUAUUGCAAUUGCGAGCUUAUCUUGCGCAACUCUGAGUUUUUUUCAAGCAAUCUGAGUUCUUCACAACUCUUUGUCUCUCUAAAUUUAGAGAGUUUUUUUGCUAUUUUUUUUCUUCUUUAUUCAACACAGUUCUGAACUAAUCUCGUAAUUCUAUGUUUAUUAGUUUUGAAUCCCACGAUUAUACGUUUAUUUAAUGCAAUUAUGAUGUAACCUAAGUUAAUCUAAGUUUGUGUCUCACAGCUCUAAAUUGACUUUUUCUUAAUUUUUUUCACAAUUUUCAUGCGCUUAUCUCACAAUUUAGUUUUUCCUCUUGCGAUUCUGAGUUACUUUUUUUGUUCUACAAUUAUUUAUUCCAAUUUUGAGCUUAUAUAUCGCUGUUUUGACUGUAUAGCAAUUUUGAGUUUUUCUCGCAAUUUAUUUAUUGUCAAUUUGAGUGGAUCUUUCACACGUUUAUUUAUAUCUUGCAAUUCUGAGUUUGCCCCAUGAUGUAAAGAGUUUACGUCUCACAAUUCUCUUUUUUUCAUCUCGGAAUUGUUCGCUUGUAUCUCACAAUUCCUGUAAUUCUCAGAACUGAAAAAGAGAAAUUCUGAAUUGUGAUGGGAAUGUGGUGGAAAUAAGUUUCCAUGCAUAUCUGAUGUGACUUCCUGUGCAAUCGACAUGAAUAUCGUGCCCAAAAAAAAGAUGCAUUUGCAAGGUUGUGAUAAUGUUUAUGAUAUAAAUGCCUGUACUUGUUAUAUGAGAAGGAACUGUUAUUGCUUUUUAAUGAUCAUAUUGCUGAAAACUCCCAACAGAAGCGUAAGAGAGAAGGACAUUGACCAGACUUUGUAUUUAUGUAUAUUUUUUGACUCACGAGGGACUCAUCUUUGAAGUUAAACCUCUUUAGUGCAAACAUUAAUGAUGGAUUUCUUUUUUUAAUCUGCGUUAUCAUGGACAAUUCACAGGAAAACAUGUUUUUCACUAUGAAAUUGUGGAUAAAACAAAAUAUUUCCAAUAUCUAAGGAUUGACUGCAUGUGUUUUCAUUUAUUACUGUAUUUUUAGAUACCGUAUGCUCACAAUCUAUCAGUAUAAACCCCACGAGAUACCAAAAUAAGCUGAUAUAUUUGGAUGAUGCGUCUAUUUUGUCCCGUUUUGGGAUUCUACAGCUGUCACUAACUUAAGCUCAUGUAUCCCCUGUUAUUUAGCGUGUUCAGAAUGUGCUUUAGGCAGUCUGUACUGAGCGGCUUUUCAUUUCCAGCUGUAGUCUUGUGAAUGUGAUGCCAUCAGUCAGAUGACUAGCUAACCCAAAAGGAGAAAGUCUGCUCCGUUAGCUUAGCAUGAGGAGGUUUUCAACGCUGCACUUUUUCUCUCUCUUCGCUUCUAUAAUCGCUUCUCUCACACACACUCACAAACUCACACACAGAUUUGCCUUUCAGACUUUUUGUUUUAUAAUAAAGAACACUGUACCUGAAGGACA